Molecule: messenger RNA, 549 nt
Organism: Nicotiana tabacum (common tobacco)
Lineage: Eukaryota; Viridiplantae; Streptophyta; Magnoliopsida; Solanales; Solanaceae
Source: RefSeq, a predicted model, not a curated record
GUCCAAUUUUAUAAUUUUCUUUUAAUUUUGGGAGGUAAGCAUGUGGGAAUAGUUGAUUUAGGCAACAUUGGUCUAAAAGUUGCAACAAGGCUAGAGGCAUUUGGCUGCAAAAUUUCAUACAACUCUAGGCAAAAGAAACCAGUUCCCUACAACUUCUACCCAAACGUUUGUGAACUUGCAUUGACCUGUAACAACCUCGUCAUAUGCUGUACAUUGACCGUCGAAACUCGUCACCUGAUUGACAAGGAUGUUCUAAAAGCAUUGGGAAAGGAUGGCAUUCUCAACAACAUUGCUCGUGGACCCAUAGUUGAUGAGAAAGAACUGGUGAAAUUCUUGGUUGAAGGUGAGAUCGCAGGUGCAGGUUUGGAUGUGUUUGAGAAUGAACCUAAGGUUCCUCAAGAGUUAAUUGCAUUGGAUAAUGUUGUUCUUCCACCACAUAGAGCUGCUUUCACUGAAGAAGCUUUUCGCGAUGCUUUCCAACUUGUUCUGGCUAACUUAGAAGCAUUUUUCUCGAAUAUACCAUUGAUUUCUCCAGUAAUAGAUGAAUGA